AACGUAUCGAAGUGAGCUAUACUUCAUGCUGUGAACGAUUCGUGAAUAUCUGCUUGAUCGGUAUCUUCGUCACGUAACAUGACUUUCUCUAUUAUACCGUGUACUAUACGUAGACGAACUUUUGCGUUUUCUUGGUCGUUCACAAUUAGAAUUAUUGGUACAUACGACCAUAGGAAACUUGGACCACUGAAACCCGUCAGAUCUUCUUUAGUUAAACAGCUUACCGGCGGGUUAGUAGUUAGGUGGGUGACCACUAGCGAAUCUCCGCUGUCGUAUGUUUUUGGAGUUUUAUAUUUUUUGCAGACGUGUGGCGUGUUUGGCCUUUGGGGUCUCCAUGUAGGGACAAAAACAUUCUUUGAACCAACAGCUCAUGGGUGGUAAGGAACCUAACUGUCGCGGUACAUGAUGAACUGGCGUCUGGUUUGAAGU
Messenger RNA from Bipolaris sorokiniana ND90Pr, 429 nucleotides. RefSeq lists its product as uncharacterized. The coding region runs from base 79 to 381 and encodes 100 amino acids. Lineage: Eukaryota; Fungi; Ascomycota; Dothideomycetes; Pleosporales; Pleosporaceae. The transcript is spliced from 2 exons. The record is from RefSeq and is a predicted model, not a curated record.